AUGGGCCUACGUUUGUCGUGUUCAUGUCCGGAUGCGUAUUCAUUUGCUACCGGAUGCUCAGGAGUUGAUGAGAGACGAUUACGCAUUCAUGCAGAAUUGUUUGAACUUUCGUCAGAUGGAUUGAAAUGGAUUUUGGUCGAACCGAGGCUUCUCUAUGUCACAAUUCAUACAUCAGCCGUAGAUGACACUACUCGAAUCACAGCGACAACAGCUGCUGGAAGAUCCGUUGUUGAAUCGAGAUUGGCUCCAGGUUCAAAAGUCGAGCGAAUCGCUGAAUGCUUUGUGUUUUGGAGGGAUUCGGCUGGGAGAACGUUGGCCGUGAAUACGCUAUCUGUUAGAGAUGCGUCAGCUUUCCUUGCUGCCGCCGCACCGAUGGAUUCGAUUCAUUCAAGUACAGCCGGGCUCUUUCAGCAAUCUGUCUCAUGUCGAGUCUCGCAAAUCGCUCAAUUUGACGGUGUUCGCGUUACUCCAAAGGUCACAUCUGUUGAAAGCACUGUUGUUGCGGUGAAUCCAUUAACCCUCGCCUUUCACUACGAUCAUCAAUUGAUUACAGUGGAUUUGUUGGAAUGCGUUGUGACAAGGGGGAAUUCUGAUCGAGAGAUUCAUCUCGGACAUUCGUUUUCCGUUUAUCAAUUCGAAUUCGAGCACUCAGCCGUUCAUUUCUUGGAACAGAUCUUGAACCUCUCAUCGCUUUUAUUGGCAAGAACAACAUCAUCAGAAGUUGCAUUGACAUAUCUACAAAGACAACGAGUGAAAAUCCAUGAGAGAAUCUCUCAGCUUCGUUCAUUGGGUGGAAGUGAUGGAAAUGCUGUGAUUUCUGAGGAAAGAUCUCUUCUCAAAGACGCGAUGAUUCGUUGUCGAAUUGCCGCUUUGCAACAUGCACAUAUUCCCGGAUAUGAGUCUUUAUCAUCUCAACUCGGCCCCCGUGCUCUUCAAUCAUCCAUUCUUGAGUCUCCUCUUCCAUCAAUCUACGUCACUUUUGCUAAUCUCUUCAAUUUCAGAAUGUGGCGAAAAGGGACCGAUAUUCGAGCGGGAGAUCUCCGUGUUUUGCAAGAACAAGGCGGGGAAAUCAAUGGGCAAUCGAGUCGACAGAUUUUCUCUGAUGCAAACGCUGUUGUAAUGGCGAGUCCUCCAAAUGGAGAUCAGCCAUUGAAUGAAAUGAUCACUUCAACCGCUGAACUUCUUCUCAAUUGUGCCCCGUCAACGAGCAAUGUUAAGAUGAUCCCAAUCGUUCUCCCGAACGGAAAAACGACAAUGAUCACUCACGAUAAUGAGAAUCCGGAUCAACUAUUGAUAAAAGCUUGUCAAAAGUUGAGUGUUCAAUCAAAUCUCUUCGAUUUGACGAAAUACUCAAAAGAGAAUGGAUCAACUGGAUGGAAAAUGAGACUGAGACAAGAAUAUGAGGUGGAGAAGAAAAACGGUCGACUUGGGUUGACCAUUUACGCUCACACGGAUCAAGGAGCGAUUCGGGCUGAGGUCCGGGGAGUGGCCUCAUUUUGUCCAGGAGGCCCAUCUGUGGGUGAUUGGGUGAUCGCUGUUGAUGGGAUUCCAAUUGAAAAGGCCGGCAGUGCGGCAGAAGUUGAGCAAUUGUUGAGAGAAGGGCGACGGAUUCGAUUAAAGAGAAGGCAAUUGGCUGGCGAAUUUCAAACACAACAAGUCCAGAAUAAUUCAUCCCAAUCAACCACUCCCCGAUCUCCAUCAUUACCCGCUCCAUUGCCAUCAACAAGAAUGAAAUUAGAAGAAAGAUUGCAUAAAGGAUUGCAAGAAUUGCUGAUAACUGAAAGGAGAUAUGUCGAUGAAUUGAAACAGAUGGUUGAUGGAUAUUUGAGUAUUCGAUCCGUUCGAGACACAAUGGAAUCUGCAUUGAGAUUGGAAAAGAUACAGGAGAGUUUCCUGGAAAGUCUUGAAGAGGCGAUUGGAGAUGCGGAGAAGGAAAAUGCCACAAAGGAACAAGUCAGAGAUGCAGUGAUCCGAGUGUGCGCUCUUUUUGUGAAUCGAUGCUCCGAUUUCAAGAUCUACGCCGAGUACGCAGCUGCCUAUCUUCGUUUACAGCAAGAGCUCUCGACAAGAAAAGAUAUUCUGGCUGAAUUGGAGGCAGCAAAUUCUACCAAAGCUCAGCAUUGCUCAUGGGAAUCUCGAAUGAUUAAACCCGUUCAACGAGUCGUUCAAUAUCCACUCCUCUUGCGAACAGUGGCUGCCGGUUGUGAGCGAGCAAGUUUGGAAGCAAGACAGGUAGAGACAGCUCUGCAAAAGAUGCAGACAUUAGCCGAAUAUGUGAAUGAAAUGCAAAGGAUUCACGAGCAAUUCAGUCAACAAAUUGAUCAAAUCAGAAAAACACAAGGAGAUCAAUUGAAAGAAAAGAGUCUUCGAAUCGAUGUGAGGGAUUUGUUGAUCUUUGCCCAUAUUCGUUGGCUGAAUUCCGAUCCAAAAGGGUCACAGGAAUACGUGAUUUUCGUCUUCUCCUCAUUGAUUCUCUUGUUGCCAAGUGUGCCAAAAGUGAAUUCAAAGAUCAAACAAUCCCGUGUUCUGCCUGUUGUCGAAGUGGAAAUUGUUGAACAAAGACAAAAAGAUGGAAAUGGAAUCGCGAUGAAUGAUGGAUUGUUGACUCUUGUGCAUCUCAUUGAUCAAAACCCGGCCAAAAGUUUAGAGUCGGCUCUACAAGACGGUCAAAUGUAUCGAAUUGCUUGCUGUCAACCACUUCUCAAGCAACAACUCAUCAAAAGUAUCCGAAAAGCGAGAACGACUUUCAUGAAAGAGCAAAAACGUCCCUUAUCCGGUUCUUCACAAAGUGAUGCCGGUUAUGCGAGUGAAUCGACGAAAGAUCGACCAAAUCCCUCUCAAAUCGACCAAAAUUCG
This is a messenger RNA of Mesorhabditis belari, 2856 nucleotides long. The record is from the annotation of a GenBank genome assembly. Lineage: Eukaryota; Metazoa; Nematoda; Chromadorea; Rhabditida; Rhabditidae.